Archocentrus centrarchus (flier cichlid) is the source of this 1275-nucleotide messenger RNA. Its product is annotated as TATA-box-binding protein-like. The transcript is spliced from 9 exons. The coding region runs from base 20 to 1186 and encodes 388 amino acids. Gene Ontology annotation, biological process: DNA-templated transcription initiation. Gene Ontology annotation, molecular function: DNA binding. The record is from RefSeq and is a predicted model, not a curated record. Lineage: Eukaryota; Metazoa; Chordata; Actinopteri; Cichliformes; Cichlidae.
UGUAUGUAAACAAGUUCACAUGAAAACUCUGACAGUACAUUCAUUAUUAGUUGAUGAGCAAUACCUGAUUCAGUCGCUGAAAGUUUCUGGAAACGUCAUCAUGGACGAGUCAGCAUUGGAGCGCUACUUCGACAAGUAUAUCGCAAACGAUAACUGGAGGACAGAGCAGGAGGAGGUCACAGAGGAGAAGCAGGAGGAGGUCACGGAGGAGAAGCAGGAGGAGGUCACGGAGGAGAAGCAGGAGGAACUCACUGAGGGGGAAGAGCUGUUUUUAAACUUACUGCCUGAUGAGCUUCUGAUGCUGUUCCCUUCGGACAACGCAGCUGAGAGCAGGACUGCUGAUAACUGGAGGACAGAGCAGGAGGAGGUCACGGAGGAGAAGCAGGAGGAGGUCACGGAGGAGAAGCAGGAGGAACUCACUGAGGAGGAGGAGCUGUUUUUAAAAUUACUGCCUGAUGAGCUUCUGAUGCUGUUCCCUUCGGACAACACAGCUGAGAGCAGGACUGCUGAUAACUGGAGGACAGAGCAGGAGGAGGUCACAGAGGAGAAGCAGGAGGAGGUCACGGAGGAGAAGCAGGAGGAACUCACUGAGGAGGAGAAGCAGGAGGAGGUCACGGAGGAGAAGCAGGAGCCUGAGAUCCUGAGAUUACCGAAACCCACCCCAGUAAUAUGUAAUGUCUUCUCGACAGUGAACCUGGGCUGCCGUUUGGAUCUGCACAGCAUUGCACGAAAUAUGUGGAAUGUGGAGUACAAUCCAAAGAGUUUCAAGGGGCUCAUUAUGAGGAACCGAGCUCCGAAAGCCACAGUGAUCAUGUUCGCUAGUGGGAAAAUGACCUGCUUUGUGAGGGAGAGCAUUAUGAUGGCCCGCCUGAUGGCCAGAAGGUUUGCCCGCAAACUACAGAAGUUUGGCUUCCCUGUCCGGUUCCUCAACUUCAAGAUCCAGAACCUGAUGGCUACUUACAAAGCCUUUCCUGUGGAUUUAAAGACACUGUGCGAGAUCUGCAAGUGGGAAUGCAGUUAUGAUCCACUGAAGUUUAGUGGCCUCUCCUGUAAGGUGAAUCCCAGGAUCAAAGUGACAGUCUUCAGCACUGGGCGCAUUAAUCUGACCGGAGCCAAAUCACCAAAUGAGUUGAAUGAAGCGCUUGAGGCCAUCCUUCCAUUCAUGAGACAGUGCAGGAAGCAGUAAAGACAGACAGGAGCACCUAUGAAGUCUCAAACUGUGCUUACUAAUAAGUGAUUUUAGAGUCAGAUAUCAAUAAACUGAUGAAUGAACAA